GGGUGGUACUCCGUUUCACACCAACUGCGAGGCACGGCGGCGUUACGCUAACAGUGGACCCUCCUUCCUCCUCCAGCGGUGGACAGAAUUCAACUUUGUGAACGGCUGCCUCGACAUGAGUUGCACCUGAAGGUACUGCAUCUUCACCAGAGACAUGAACUGAGUACGUAGCGGAGAGCAUUCAUUUCCUGCGACUGUCCGAGAUCCUGAAACCAUGAGGUUGCUGAGGAGCCCUAGACCGGCCACAGCGCUGGUUGUGGUCACCUGUAUUUGUGCCUUUCAUAUGACUACAGCAUUUGACAUCCCACUGGAAGUUUUAGGUCACAUAAACAUUGAGCAGCUGCCCACCAUCACGGCUCAGUCGCCCAGCACUCUCAUCGCCUUCCCCUUUGAUGAAAGCUUCCCCAUGAUAUGUGAAGCCAAAGGGAAUCCCGAGCCAGAAUUCAGAUGGACAAAGAAUGGCCAGGAAUUUGACCCCUUUCUAGACCCCCGCCUGAUGAAAGAAGAGAAUUCUGGGACCUUUGUGAUACCCAAUAAUGGGAACCUUACAGAGUACCAGGGAACCUUUCGCUGUUACGCCUCAAACAAACUUGGGACCGCCAUAUCGAAGGAGAUUGAGUUCAUUGUGCCCAACGUUCCUAAAUUCCCUAAAGAGACGCUUGAUCCUGUUGUGGUAGAGGAAGGCCAGCCGUUUACUUUAAAAUGUGACCCGCCUAAAGGUAUACCUCCUCUGCAGAUCUACUGGAUGACUAUCAAUCUCCAGCACAUCGAGCAGGAUGAGAGGGUGUCCGUGGGCCUGAACGGAGACCUUUACUUCUCCCACGCAGUGGAGAAGGACAGCAGGAGAGACUAUUGCUGCUUCGCCGCCUUCCCCAGAAUACGAACUAUUGUUCAGAAGACCGCCAUGUCUGUCAUCGUCAAGACGAGGAAAAGUGACAGUUCUGAAAAUGCUAAUGCAAUUCUGGAGAGAAGACCCUCUCUUCUGACGCCCUCUGGUGUCAAAUCAGAGACACAGCUGGUCAAAGGAGAGGAACUGAACCUGGAGUGUAUUGCUGAAGGAUUUCCAACUCCACAGGUUGAGUGGGUGAAAAUGGGCCACCAACUUCCUGUUAAAGCGAAACUGGAGAAUCAUGGGAAAUUGCUGAUUGUACCGAGAGCUGAACAAGAAGACAGUGGGAAGUACAUGUGCAAAGCGAAGAACCCACUGGGAGAAGUUGUCCAUUACUUCACAGUGACGGUCGAAGAGCCUCCAGAGUGGGUGUUUGAGCCAGAGAGUCAGCUCAGUAUGAUCGGCUCAGACGUGCACAUCAAGUGCUCUGCCAGUGGGACUCCUCAGCCGACGACUACAUGGAGGGUGAACGGCGUACCUCUGCGGGAGACCCAGUCAGCAAACAGGAGGGCCAUUGGUGACACUGUAGUUAUACAUAACGCCCAAGCUUCUGACAGUGCUGUCUAUCAGUGUGAGGCCUCAAACAGACAUGGAACCAUUCUGUCCAACGCAAACAUCAUGAUUAUGAAUCUGCAGCCCAUGAUUUUAACGAGUGAUGGGGAGGAAUACUCCACUGUGGAGAGUAAAGGAGUGACGAUGCACUGCAAGGUCUUCAGCUCUCCUCCUUCUACAAUCACUUGGAGCAAAGACGACUCCCCUGAAUCUGUGCACGGACCCAGGUUUACCGUUCAUGAAAAUGGGUCACUGGAGAUCUACAAUGUAGGCAAGGACGACACAGGACAGUACACGUGUUUGGCCAAAAACACAGAGGGAUCAUCUGCUAUUGAUGCCAUACUUAAUGUAAAAGAUCCCACUCGAAUAGUGGUGGCCCCGGAGGACCAGCAGAUCCUAAUAGGUACCGCGGCCCAGCUCUCAUGCCUGGUAGAGUACGACAAGUCCUUCAGCGAUGACUUUGAGCUCCUGUGGGAAAAAGAUGAUAUGGAGAUAGCCCUCAACUACACUGAGAAUUCAAGAUACUUUGUCGAGAACGGCGUUUUUCACAUUAUCAAUGUGAGCCACAGUGACCAGGGUGUGUACACGUGUGUGGCAAAAACUCCAGUGGACCGAGACGUGGCCUCAACCCUGCUCAUGGUGUUAGAUGUCCCUGAUGCGCCAGAGAACUUGGUCCUGUCUGACCACAAGAGCAGAAGUGUGAAGCUGAAAUGGGUCCCCGGGGACGAUCACAACAGCUCAACCACAGAGUUUAUUAUUGAGUAUGAGGAAAGCCAGUGGGAGCCAGGCAACUGGAAGGAGCUGCUCCAAGUACCUGGGAACCACAACUCGGCCGUGCUCAAACUCCACGGCAAUGUCGACUAUCGCUUCCGAGUGUCUGCCGUGAACGCUGUGGGGACCGGCCGUCCUAGCGAGCCCACAGAGAGAUACAAAACUCCUCCGGCAGCCCCUGACAAGAGCCCUGAAAAUAUCAAAAUCGAAGGUCAUUUGCCGCAUGAAAUGGAUAUCAAAUGGGAGCCCCUGUUACCCAUAGAGCAUAAUGGUCCUGGCUUGGAGUAUAAGGUGAGUUACAGACGGCAGGAUGUGGAAGAGGACUGGAAGGAGCACACAGUGAAGAGACACUCUUUCGUGGUGAAGAACACCCCCACUUUUGUUCCCUACGAAAUAAAGAUCCAAGCCAAGAAUCAUCAAGGCUGGGGGCCUGAGCCCAAGAUAGUGACUGGCUAUUCAGGAGAAGACUUUCCCUCCGCUGCACCUGAUGAUGUAGCUGUGGAGGUGAUGAACAGCUCCGCGGUCAAGGUUAGCUGGACACGAGUACACAAGGACAAGUUACAUGGACAUCUGGGAGGCUACAGGAUAAGCUGGUGGCGUCUGCGCAGUCUGGUGGACUCAAAGAAAAGUCACGGAGACAAACACACGCUGACAUUCCCUGGGGAUAGGAACCACGCCACGGUACCGGGUCUGACGCCCUUCUCCUAGUACAGCCUGAUCGUCAUGACCUUCAACGGGCGGGGCAACGGCCCAGGCAGUCAUCCCGUCAACUUCAAAACCCCAGAGGGAGUCCCAGAGAAAAAUCCUAUUUUCAGGGUCACAGAUAUACAGAGGCACACUGUCUCUCUGGCCUGGGCCCCACCGUUGGAGCCUAAUGGGAUUCUCAUCGGCUACCUGCUUAAGUACCAGCUCAUCAAUGACACAGACGAAGUGGGACCACUGCAGACAAUAGACAUCAACAAUCCUGAUACCACCAAGUGGAUCUUGCGUGACUUGGAGCCCUUGAGUAAAUACAAGUUCUACCUGUGCUCCUGUACCACAGUGGGCUGUGGGCCCGACAUCAGCGAGGAGUCCACCACCACCCUGGAAACAACUUCCUCUCUGGCUCCCGCUGCUGGCCUCAGCAAGUCAGCUUCCCCCUCACCACCAAGCACUCCAAAGUCCCCUGUGACCAAACCCACUCGUUCCACCAUAGGUGAGGGUCACUGGAAGAUAUCAAAGGUCUUAAACAACUCUAAGACUUUCCACAUCAUUGAUGGCCUUGAACCUGAGACCGAGUACACUGUGCGCCUUAUUCCUAACAGCCGGGUUUAUAAUUCUAGUAUAUUUGAAGACAUUAUCACUACGGGGCCUACAGGUCUGGCCAGCAUCCACGGAGGGAUAUCUACCAAGGGCUGGUUUAUCGGCCUGAUGUGUGCCAUCGCUCUCCUCACGCUCAUUGUGUUGAUCGCCUGCUUUGUCAACAGAAAUAAAGGAGGGAAGUAUUCUGUAAAAGAAAAAGAAGACCUUCACCCAGAUGUGGAGUCUCAGGGCAUGAAUGACGACACAUUCUGUGAAUACAGUGACAACGACGAGAAGCCACUCAAGGGCAGCCAACACUCGCUGAGCAGGGAGAUCAAAGCGGUGGAAAGCGGGGACAGCCUGGUGGACUACGGCGACGAGGACGCUCAGUUCAAUGAAGACGGCUCCUUUAUCGGUGAGUACGCCGGGCGAAAGGAGAAGAGGGCGUCUGCUGAGAUCAAAGCCACCAUUCAGACCCCGGCAUGAGGAGAACAACGGCCAUCCAUCCUCCGCUGGACGCCGUUUCCACUAAAGCCGUUGGAACAAAUAAAACAGGAAACAGACAUUAUUCAUAUUGAGCACAAGUUCUGUGUCAAACGUAAUGUGUCAUUGCCAACUGCACACUGCCAUUCUCAUUUUAUAAAGCUCUGUUUUGUUAAGUUGCAAAAGAAUGACCAUUACUAAAUACAGUGUAUAUAUAGUGUAUAUUGUAUGUGUGAAGUGUCUUUUUUUAUGAUUAUUAUUACUCAAAAUUUUAGAGGGCUUUGUUUUUAUUUCCUUUACUUCAGCUGCAGUACUCUUUGUACUCCCCUCUCCACUGUGCAUUAUUAUAGGCAGCUUCACCUCUGGUGUCACCUUGCAGCAGGCCACAGAUAAGUUGGGAUAUUAAGUUGAUAUUUUUCAAUUGGAGCAUAUAUUACUGACCUUUUAUAUUUGAAAUGGAUUCAUUAAAUAUUAUGUAAGAUGUGUAUAAAGGUUUGCUUAUUAACUUAUUUUUUUUUCCAGUGGUUUUAUACCUGACAAAGUAAUAAGAAAAUUCACAUAUCAUUGCAUAUCAUAAAGACUGAUUUUUGGGUCCUGAAUCUCCUUGUGAUGUUAGGCUAUAUAAUUUAGCUGUGCCUUGUAUAUAAACAUUUAGAUCUGUUAGGUUUUCUAUAACAGCCAAAUGGUGCUUCAGCAGAUUUUGGGGAAAAAAAGUUUGAAAAAUGUAAUCCAUUACAGGCUGAUAUUAUUAAAUAAAUAUAUAGACAACCCAGUCUUGAUUAAAUUUGAUUUGACCACCAGUAUAUUGUUUUUUUUUUUUUGUUUUUUUUUUUUUACAAAUCAAUAAAUAAGCAGAUCAAUACAACUUAAUGUCUGUAUUUUAAAUAUAAAACUAAGACUGGGGGAAGAGCUAGCCUUAGUUUAGCUAAGCUAACCAGCGAACUGGCUUCUAGCUUGAACAUAUUUAGUGUACAGACCAAACAGUAAUAACCAGGAGCAUGAAGCCAACAUGGAAGUGUCAAAAACAGGUCCUCAGUUCCUUUAGUGGGGAAGUGAGGCUCGCUCCAAAAGAGAGUCAAUCCCCAUAGACUCCUAUGUUAAAAUCCGUGGCUAAACAGCCUUAAAAAAAAGCAUGUUUACAGCCCGGUAAGAAUAGUUUCCCUCUUCAUAACUGUACAGUGGGUGAAUUUUAUAUUUUCAUAAGUUACAUUUGGAUACUGGCAAAGCUUAAAGUUGAGAUGGCUGUUUCGACUGACAGGUGUUUGACACAUGCGACUCUAUCUGACACCUGUCUGCUAGGCCACCUAUCACUGAACUCCAUUUUAAUGGAACUGGGGUUUAAUUUAAUGGAAUCUGACAAGUGGUACAUUCUGCUCUGUGGUACAGACCAAAGCCACUGAGUAAAUAAUGGCUGUGGUACAGACCAAGGAUCGGGCAUCUGUGUUUAUGUACAGUUUAUGAAUGCAACUUUCUAACCAAACUUGCUGCUGUUAGCUGACAACUUAGCGCUGCACUCUCUAUCCAAAUUUGGUGAUUUCUGGCUCCAAGUAAUCAACAUGACAACACUAAAACUGCAACCCUGAAGCAUCUAAAUGUUAUGCUCAAAACCAAUGGGCGAUGGCCUUAACCGGGAAGUGUCUUGAGAUUGCAAUCUCAACUAUCAAGUCAAGAAAGUGCAACAUAAUGCAAACAAAAGCUUAGGAAUAGCAAUAGGGUAUAUGGUACAGAUAUGAAGGAUGUAUUGAUCUUUUCAUUUACAGAGGGACAGUAUGCAUUUUUUUUCUCCAAAAUAUUUAACUAUUUUAAAUUGCUACUUUAGCAAAUUAGUUCUAAAAAUUUAAAUAUGUUUUUGGAGAUGUCCUUUAAAAAAUACCAACAAAAGCCAAGAUAUUUUGAGCUUUGUGGGACUCUAGCUCCGAUAGCACAGAUUCCUACAUUUCCCACAAUACAACUUUUCAGAAAUGGAACAUACUGUUUCCUAAUUUUGUAGUCUCCAAAUCCAAGUUGUGGUAUCACUAUGUCACCGUCAGGGUUAUUUUCUCAGACAUGACAAAGCAGAGGCUGAGUACCUGUAAUGGAUUACAAACGUCUUUUUUUUUUUUGUAAUCAAAUUACUUGAUCUGGAUUCAUGAUAUUUGCCAUCCACCUACACUGCUGAUUCAGUGUGCUGUAGUGAAGUGUUAGAUUGGUUUUGAUUAAGCCUUAUUUUCAGUAUGCUGCCAGUCCAAAACAAAACCUGUUAUAUUGUUCAGCAUUAACAUUAGCAACAUGAUCCGGAAAACUGCAGUGUUUUGUAAAGGUUUUUCAUUGCAUUGCAUGUUAUAAAUGUUAAUUGGUGUUUUUCAAUGUCAUUAAAUUGCUUUACUUUCCUACA
This is a messenger RNA of Archocentrus centrarchus (flier cichlid), 6350 nucleotides long. It is a transcript of the gene chl1b, whose product is annotated as cell adhesion molecule L1-like b. The record is from RefSeq and is a predicted model, not a curated record. Lineage: Eukaryota; Metazoa; Chordata; Actinopteri; Cichliformes; Cichlidae. Gene Ontology annotation, biological process: axon guidance; cell-cell adhesion; brain development. Gene Ontology annotation, cellular component: axon; plasma membrane. The transcript is spliced from 30 exons. Gene Ontology annotation, molecular function: cell-cell adhesion mediator activity.